AAACCAGUUCACGAGCAAUGUCGGAAUCCCUUCUUUGAGCACUAAAAUGUGCACUCUGAAUUGAAGAAAAGAAGGGAAAAAAAAAAACUUUUAUUCCAGUUGCUAAAAUAUGCAAUCUGGUCUAGAUGCUUGAAUAUGCACUCUAAGAUUUAUAUCUCGGUUCCAGGCGCUUGAAUAUGCACUCUGGUCCGGGUGCUUUAAUGUGCACACUGGUUACUAUAAUAUAUUAGGUUAGGUGCUUGGAUGUGCACUCCUUUUAAAUUCAGCUGAUCAGAUAAAAUUCGUUUCUUAGCCCAGAUGCUUAAAUAUGCAAGCGGGUCAAUUGUUUAUAUUAGCAAGCUAACAUGUGCUCGCUUAUAUUCAGUUCACAAACAAUUGUCGGCACUUGUUUCACACACGUUGUAUCUUCUCAGUUCUCACUAUCACAGUUUCUUGAAUUUAACACAAAUCACUUCACUUUUUGCAGAGAUCGAUCUGGGCCCAUAACCUGUAGUUAUUUAUACUUUAGGUUAGGGUUCUUCUUCAAGGAGCACACGAUGUUGAGAGAUUCAGUUCAGCACUUUUAUUCACGUCAGUACAGGACAAGUAUAAUAGACACAGUGACACCGGAAAAGGAACAGACAGAAUAAAACAACAUGGAGGCUCCAGCAGGGUGGAGAUAGUAUGACAAACUCCAGUCUACAAGUAUGGGAAAUUGUCACACCACAACAGUUGGUUAUAGGUCGGCCCCGGGGGAACCUUCACACUUCGUGAAGACAACCGACCACCGCUUCAAGGUGGGUCAGAAAUCGAACUCCUAGCACAGCAAAUUCACUGUAAUUCAAAGGGUCAGACAUCUCACCUAUUUUCGGCGAUACAAAAUAUAUCACCGAAAAAAAGGUCGUACACGAAUGUUUCACGGAAAAAAUGGUCGUACACGUAUUACCGAAAUAAAGGUCGUACACUAAUGUCACCGAAAAAAGGUGAGACAUCAGCGAGAAUGGCCCUUGGCCCUUGUUUUCCUGGGGAAGUAUCACCCUUUUAUCGGUGAUACAUAUGUGAACGACCUUUUUUUCGGUGAUACGUGCGUGUACGACCAUUUUUCCGCUGAUACAUUUUAGUAGUAUCACCCUUUUUCGGUGAGACAGUUAUGUCUACCCCCUCAGAGGGUGAGAUGUAUCACUAUUUGAUUUUCAGUGUAGCAACAAAGGUAAACCAGCAGCAAAACCUAAACUAAAAAAAAUAAAUAUUCGUUAACCUAUUUUAGGCCCACAGGCAAAAUAGAGAAGCUUAGCAUAGUAAGAGUGCAUACAUGUAGCAUCUGAAAAAUAAAACCCUUUUAAGAACUGAAAAAAAAAUCCAAAAAAUUCCCUAUGGGGGCAACAUUUGGUGCAAGUUUGGACCGGAUCCGAGAUGGUGAAAUUCAGGUCCUGUAAAAACCUCCGAUUUUUACCCAAUGAUAUUUGUCACGAAUGAAUGUGUGGUCGGUUCCGAUGUUGAAAAACUUACACGGCAAGGAAAAGUGUCAGAAGUACAAGGAAAUCUGUGGACCUCUCGUCGUGACACCAGGGCCCGUACAUAAUGGUCGUCAAGCGGUUCUGCCCCUGCUCCGACAACGACACAGAGGCGCAGCACGAUGCCAGCACUCUGCGCUUCAGUCACUUCAACCCGGCCAAGCCGUACGAGCCGCAGACAGUCACCGGCACCUUGACGAUCCCUUUCGACCUGGACGAUUCCUACUGGGUGAGUGUCAGGGUUGACAAGCGAGCCAACAACCAGUGGAAGAAGAACUACUUCGUGUUAAACCGAUUCCCCGUGGGCUUCUGCUCCACGGUUCGGACGAACAUCCCUGAAGGCUUCGCCAGGGUGCUGGGCCCGAAGAGCUUGACCGGGCGCUGCAACGUACCGAAGAACACGUACGCCUUCGACCACGUGCCUUUCAAUUGGACCCUAGCCAACUACCCGACUCUGCCCUACGGAAGCUACGUCAUGGAGCUCAGAGCACAGCAACCCGUCAGCAACGGCUUAGCCAGCAACACCUCCGCGUUCAAACGUUGCUUCGAGUACGACAUCAAACAGAAGCCCUAACCUAGCCAUCGGGGCGCCCAGUGCAUACACUGUUAUAAAAUGGUUGUAUAGAAACAAUCACAUGAGUGAAAAUUGAGUUGUUCCAAAACAAAGAGUUUUAUCAUGAACCAAAGCAAAAGAAAUGUCGUUGAAUCUUGUGAGCAAAAAAUUGUCGUUGAAGAACAAAAUUCUUGUUUUCACCCUUAACGAUACUAUUUGUAUGGAAACAAAAUCUUUUGCAAUUAUCUGCUCAAUUAAAGCAUAUUAUGAAUUAUCAUCUAUCGGUCUUCUUUCGUCAUAGCAACAUUACUGUUAUUAAAAAAAGAAUUAGGCAAAAUAAAUUUAGCGACAAAAGUACUCCAUGAAUACUUGUCCCAGACAUUACAAAAUAUUUUUCGACUAACAAGACUUGUCGUUGACCAACAACAUUUGUUGUUGUGUUAGCAAUAAAAUGCUCAUGCCAGGUGUUAGCAAUAAAAUGCUCAUGCCAGGUCAACUAAGCACGACACUAGCCGUAGGCAGAGCCGCGGCGCGCCACAGUCGCGCCGUCAGGGUAGGCAACCCGUCUCACGCGGCCAACCGCACCGGGCCACCGAGCAUCGCGGUGUCGGGCCGAACGCCCCGCGCAGUCCACUUGGCGCACCCUGCGUGAGUUCCCUGUAUGGCCAGCAUGGAUGCCAGGCCAGGGCUGGAAUGAUAACUUCGAACGGAGACAGCCUCGACUCGCGGAGACGGCCCCUCGACCGCGCUGCGUUCGGGCGUGAGAGCGCGGUGGCAGCGCGAUGUAAGACAAAAAAAAGGCGACAAGCAAUCGUUUUAGGCGUCCUGGCUGGACGGUGAUAAGACGUCAUAGAGACGCUUGUCAGCGUGGCAUCGCGGGCGCGGCUGUGACAUCAUUACGAUUUGCAGGCGGCCGGGUCAGGCCCAGUAUCAUGGGAAAGCCCAGCGCAGGCCGAAGGGGAGACGCGAACGGGUUGCUGGAGCAAGGCCUCCACAAACAACUAGGGCCCCAAAACGGCAUGCAGGUGGGGUCGGGCCAUGUGGCCUGAGCCGGGCCCCGAGGGCCUAAAGGGUGACGUUGGCUGCAGGUCGUUAAGUGUGCCGAUACUUGUCAGCCGUCGUGUUUUCUCGCAGUGCGGUGUCGUGUCUCGGAGAGAGACAGACAGGUGGCACGCUCAUUUCUUUAAUUUUUUUGGCUCCGAUGCGCGGCUUGUUCGGCCGCACAUCUGGAAGUUGACGCGCCGUGGAGUCAAAGGUGAAAGUGCCCUCCCACGUGAUAAGCGCUGGCGAGGCGGGACUCGAAAAUCUAAAUAGUGUGAUUCCGAGCGUCGCCGCUUGGUCCGGGCGACAACGAGAGUGGAAGGGGGGAGGGAGGAACUGGUGACCUGUGACCUGGCGGCACCAGCUGCGUCAGCCUUGCGCCCUCCCUGCCCCAGCGUAAGGUGAAGGGCAGGGAGGCGGGGACGAACGAAAGACCGUCCUAGCAGGGGACGAUAGUCGGGUGCAUUUUUUUUAAUUUGUUCACGCGUUCCCCUCCCCGUCGCUGGAUUGCCCGGCUCUGAUUCGAGGAGAGGAGCUUGUCACCGCUCGGCCCGGGUCUGUGGGAACCAUCCGAACUGCACAUGUUCGGGUGCAUCAUGGCGGCCCCCGCGCGAUGAAACAAAAUGGGGGGGGCGGGGAAGCGCGCCGGCCUCCAAGGAGGCUGGCAGGCCCGAGGCACGGGACGACAUCUUGGACGCAUAAAUUUGGGAAGGGGAGGGCGAGGGGUCACCAGCGGCCCUGUCAUCCUUGUCCGCCGAGCAAGUGCGAUCACGCAGUAUCACUGUUUUUUUUAAUCAUGCCGACAUCUGGCCCGCCGCUGCGCGGCGGAGCCACCGCGGGAAAAUUCAGACCGCCCUCCCCAUCGCUUCACCCCGAAGCGUUAGAUAUAAGCCCCGGCACGGCGACAGAACGUCACUUCUCUCUGGCUCCUCCUGCUGAACGGACCUCGGGUGCUGAGGCUCUGGGUAUGUGCGAGUGUGUGUAAGCUAAGUGCUGGCGGGCUUAGUGGCCCUUUUGACUUAGGUGUAAACAGUUAGUGUGUAAUGUGAGUAGGUGUGUUGUCGUGUGUAGCCUUGCCCUGUGUCUAGUGGUUUGCCAUUACUGUCAAUCAAUCUGCUGUGUAAUAAGCGGCUGUGUCAAUUGUCAAUCAACCUGCCGUGUACUAAGCGGCUGUGUCAACUGUCAAUCAAUCUGCCGUGUGCUAAGCGGUCAUGUCACGUGUCAAUCAAUCUGCCGUGUGCUAAGCGGCCAGUGUGUUAUUUAACCCGCCGUUGCCUAGCGGCUAGCUGAAACUUUGGGUGAACAGUGAACUCACGAUGUGAACCAGUUGUGGAAAAGAUGCAGCCAGUGUUAAUUUUAAUCCUGUUGUAUACCAGUUGACCAGGGGCAAGUGCGAACAAGUGUGUAUGGUAUUUUAUUGGUUAAGCAAAGUAUUGGUUGAUCAUGUGUAAUUUUGAACUAAGCCUAGUUGAAUAUUAUCAUGCCAAAUUACAGUCAAGUGAUGUUUUGAUUGGGAAAGUAACCCAAUUGUGUCUAGUGUAAUAACGCUGCCAAAGACUGAUUUCAUUGUUCUUCCCUCAUCUGUGAGGGAUGUCAAAUAAUUGUGUGGUCAGGAAUGAUAGUCUUGUCAAUUAACUGAAGUGUUAAUGAUGGUUAUAUGAGUAAGCAUAAAUGGUAAAUAAUCGGUAAAGAAUAUUUAACUGUUUUGAAAUCAAUCCAAUAAACCAAAGUGUUUCAAACCAA
Messenger RNA from Thrips palmi, 4830 nucleotides. RefSeq lists its product as uncharacterized. The transcript has 3 exons. NCBI's taxonomy places the organism in Eukaryota, Metazoa, Arthropoda, Insecta, Thysanoptera, Thripidae. The record is from RefSeq and is a predicted model, not a curated record. Bases 1561 to 2067 code for a protein of 168 amino acids.